CAACACUGGGCGGAACAGGCAGGAGCCAGCAGAGUGGCCAUCGGGAGAGCUCUGGGACAGACAAGGGCAGGUGGUGAGUAGGGGUGCCCAGUGUGGAGCCUGGCUGGCCGAGCAGGCAACCCGCUUGACCGCUCUCUCACCCAGCUGCCAGAGAGCCUGGCCCUAGCAUGGACACGGUGGACGCCACUGUGGAGAAACUCCGGGAACAGUGCCUGUCCCGAGGGGCCUCUGGCAUCCAGGGCCUGGCCAGGUUUUUCCGCCGCCUAGACCAGGACAGGAGUCGAUCCCUGGAUGCGGGGGAGCUCCAGCAGGGCCUGGCUGAGCUGGGGCUGGUGCUGGACAUGGCUGAGGCAGAGGGUGUAUGCAGGCGCUGGGACCGUGAUGGCAGUGGAAUGCUGGACCUGGAGGAGUUCCUGAGGGUGCUGCGGCCCCCCAUGUCCCAGGCCCGGGAAGCAGUCAUUGCAGCUGCGUUUGCCAAGCUAGACCGCAGUGGAGAUGGCGUGGUGACUGUGGAUGACCUCCGGGGGGUGUACAGCUGCCGUGCCCACCCCAAGGUGCGGAGUGGGGAGUGGACUGAGGAGGAGGUACUCCGCCGCUUCCUGGACAACUUCGACUCCUCCUCCGAGAAGGAUGGGCAGGUCACCCUGGCCGAAUUCCAGGACUACUACAGUGGUGUGAGCGCCUCCAUGGACACGGAUGAGGAGUUUGUGGCGAUGAUGACCAGUGCCUGGCGACUGUGAGCGGUGCUCUCACUCAGCCAGCCAGCCCAGUGGCAUACGACCCCCACCACGGCACCCGAGUGUCCAGCUGGGCAGGCCCAGGGGUGGGGGCUGGGAGGAUUGAGGCCACAGAACUGAUUGGUCCAAGUCUCAGAGGCCCUUGCUUGGUCAUGAGGUCCAAGUGGAACAAAGGCCCCUUAGGCUUCAUUAGGCUACUUCGGGUGCCCUCCCCACUCAAGUCCUGUCCUGCUUAGUGAAUCCUUGGCCUGUUAGCACCCCACUGUGCCCCUCCCUUGUGGCCCCUGGGAAGCCGGGAGGACCCUUGCAGGGUGUGUGAGAAUGUAGUGGGGGUGGGCGAGAAAACAGGCUCUGCACCGAAGCGGCAGGGCUUGGAAGGCAGCUGAGUUGGGUGGCCUGUCCAGGCCUGGAGUGUGGGGUAGGCCCAGGGCAUUUAGUUAAAAGAUUUAAUGUAGUUCCCAAAUACAUUUCAUAUGACAAUCUUACA
Phyllostomus discolor (pale spear-nosed bat) is the source of this 1224-nucleotide messenger RNA. RefSeq names its product calcyphosine (gene CAPS). Lineage: Eukaryota; Metazoa; Chordata; Mammalia; Chiroptera; Phyllostomidae. Gene Ontology annotation, cellular component: vesicle. The record is from RefSeq and is a predicted model, not a curated record. Gene Ontology annotation, molecular function: calcium ion binding. Bases 168 to 740 code for a protein of 190 amino acids. The transcript is spliced from 4 exons.